AAGUGGGGAACUUAGGAAAGUUUGUUUCGAGUUAGGUUAAAAAGAAACAAAAUUUGAUCAUUAUGAUACGAUUCAUGUGCAUACAUUUCCAUUUUUACAGAGUUCACAUAAACUCCGAUAACACUUUUACCAUUUAAAUUAUUUAAAGUAUUACCAAACUUCAUGUAAGUCCUGUAUCGAUUGUGCACGUGUAAGAAGAUAAUUUAAUUGGUUUGGAAUACGGUCUAUUUUGAAAACAUUGUCUAUAUGUACAAGUGUGUUACGUCACGUAAAGUUACACACUGCAUAUAAUAUGCGAUCGUAUAUAUGUGUUUCUGUAUAUAAGUACGUUGAGAAGAAUGCCGGCAAAUUUGAAAGCUUGAAUAAGGUUAUGUCUAGAUAUAUCGUUAAUAUUAAUACUGUAUCUAUUCUCUUUAGUAAGGAAGAGUUUCUCGAAUUAUUGACUAUCAUUAAAAAACAGCCAUCUUCUUCGCUCGGUCGUAAAUUGUAUAAAGCUAUGGUCGAUGAAUUGUUGGAGAAAAUGAACGAUCAAUUGAAGGAAAUAUAUCAAGAGGGUUCAUUGGAAGCUGGAUUGACGAAACUUUCCAAACUGUCCGAAGAGGCAGGAAAUACAGUUGCUAAUGAAACUGUUUGGAGACCACCUGGAGAUGUUAAAUUACAUUUGAGAUCUCUAGACGCAGAAAAGAUUAAGAUGGAAAGUGAAAAACUAGAGGAAUGGUUGACUGAAAUAGAGAAUGAAAAUGCUACGUUAAUGAAGAAACUGGCUAAUGAUAGAACUAAGGUGUGCACUACCGGUAACAGAAUAGCAAAGAAUUUACACCGUGCUCCAAUGAUUCAAGAACAUUUGGAAAAUCAAGUCGAGCAGUUGCAACAUUUGCUUCGAGUAUUGGAAGGAGAUUAAAUCGAGACUCUCUUGUCGUUUUGUUUGCAAAUACGAGAUAAAAGGAUUUCAAUCGAAUUGUUAGAGAAGAAGUAUGAAGACAAAGAGGUAGAAUCUCUAUUUAUGGAAUGAUCAUGAAUGAUCAAGAAAAAAGACCGUUUAUGGUGUGACGAUAAACGAAAGAAUUCAAAAUAUGUUGAAAAGGGAUUGGUGGAAGUAUUUCAAUUUCCAUUAAAAAAUUUUAUUUAUUUAUUUAUAUGAUUUAUAGGUCAUACCGAUUUAUAGGUCGUGUGUCAUAGUCAAUUUUUAUGUCAUAUUAAAUUGACCAUGUUUAUUGCCAUAGUAAAUUGUCCAUUUUUAUGCCGUAGUAAAAGAAAAUGAUUUUGUAUUCAUAAAUGUUACUUAAUUCGUCAAUUUUGUUAGAUUUCAUUUGAUGACUUGUUGGUUAGGACAACGUUAAUUUUAUCUCGUAAGUCUUGCGAGAUAUUUUUCAUUCUCGAUGCUCUCUCUAAUUUACGAAGUAAAGCUAUAUUUCUUUUCUACGAAAUAUUAUUAAAUUAAUUGUAACAUCUCGUUUAUAGAGUGUAUUUACACAAGAACAAAAUGAUUAUCAUAAUUAUAAUUAAUCUCAUAAAA
Molecule: messenger RNA, 1516 nt
Organism: Vespula vulgaris
Lineage: Eukaryota; Metazoa; Arthropoda; Insecta; Hymenoptera; Vespidae
Exons: 3
Coding region: 293-901 (202 amino acids)
Cellular component (GO): MIS12/MIND type complex
Source: RefSeq, a predicted model, not a curated record